CCACAGUAGUAAAAACCAAUGUGAGGAGAAGCCUUCUGUAAACCCUCAGCCAUGCUGUGUAGUCGGUUGCGUAGUCGGACCUGUCCGGAAACUAAAGUGCUAUAGCUUUUAAAAACCGUGCGUAAUUAAUUUUCAAAGAAUGAUCCUUAAAGAGUGCGUAAUUGUGUUUCAAUCCCCAGGACGGAUGUAAAGUGCGCAAUGGCUCUUAAUGAAGUUAUGAGGAUCACAAGAAGGAUAAAAAGAGCGUUUCCACUGAGAUGCCGGUAUCUGCGCUGUGUGCUGGGCUGAUUGGAAAUUUCAUUGGAAGUAUUAGUGGGAAAAACGCUUCCUGUAACUGCGAUACGCACAGAUAAAUGGAGUAACGGAAAGGAGGGGGGGGGGGGUUGAGGGUGAGCAGAGAACUUCACACGGCGUUCAAAGUGACUGUCAGUCAACUCAAGUGGACUUUCCGCUUCAGGAGUGCCAAUAAUGCGUCUUAUUACUAUCACAGACGCGGCGGAGUAACCCUCAGGGGACAGGUCACCGCAUCUGCGAGACAGCAUAAAGAGUGGAGCCGAUCCGCUACUUGAGCGUGGACGCACACGGGGGGGACUUGGAGCACCGGAUCUUUUACCCGUAUGUCCACUCUCUGCCUACAGUCGGCUGGUGUUCAGAGGAUGACCGCAGAUGCUCAGCGAGUACUCAUAUGACUUGAGAAGCUUUGGUUUUUCCAACAGAAGAGCAGACUUUUCAAGGGGACAUAUUUCGGACCGGACAUAGAAGGAAACUAAAGUUGCGCACGGUUACUUUAUUUCAAUUUUCAUCCUUGUUGGACGCACGGGACGUAACCACACGGUGUUUGAAGAGGCUUUAUCGGCCUGAAGGUCUCCGGUUCAACUUUUUUUUUCCCCAGAGGCGCCCGAGAAGGAGUUUACGUGUUUUUUUUUCUUCUUCUCUCCACGGGAGCUAUGAGCGGACUGCGUAAGCACGUCACUAUGGGACUGGUGCUACUGAUGUGCACGCUGACCGGCCACUGCAGCGAGAGCGCGCCCUCGGCGGCCCCGGCAGCAGCCGGCAGGGACUUGAGGCGGAUGGUGGAGAUCGUGAGGCACGUGGAGGAGAACCGGGGUCGCCACAGCGCGAAAACGGAAGCCCCGUUAACAUCACGGGUGAGGAGUACUCCGGUGGAACCGAGGGAUUUACUGAGAGUAGACAGAGGGGAUCAGGCUGUCGUCGUAUUCCCCAGAGAUGUCAAAAAGAAGGAGAAGUUCCUAAAACAUAUAACAGGUCCGCUUUACUUCAGUCCCAAGUGCAGGAAGCAUGUGUACAGGCUCUACCACCACACCAGAGACUGCACGAUACCUGCAUACUUCAAAAGAUGUGCACGGCUUCUCACAAGACUAGCCGGCAGCCCGCAGUGCACAGAGGGGUAACCCACACAAGGUUGAAACCAAACACAAGUUCUGCACAAGAAAAAAAAACUUGGGAAAAAAGUGCCUUGGACAGUACGAGGGAAGCCUAAAAUACUCUGACCAGCCCCAACUGACAUUAGGCACAGCUUUGCCCUUCAGUGAGGUCUGAUCUGAUGAGGCGUGGAUUACCGCCAGCCACCGCUCUGGCUGGGCCUUGAUGGUUGGCUGUCACCACGAGGGAGCAACUGGCCAACAAAACCAGACCACGAUAAAGAUGGUGAAACUGACGAGUGGAGAACGAAACAAGUGGCUGAGAGAAACAAACACGGGGCCUAUUUUCCUGCUGGCAUCCAAAAAGCUGUUAAAAAAAGGGAUUGCAUAGUUUAUUUCUUUAAGAGCCAAAUCCAAAUGUCUUUACUAUGUUGGUUUGCUCUGUUUGAGUGUUGUGGGUUGAGCCCGUCCCUUCUGCUGCACUACCCCUGGCAAAAAGCUCUCACAGACCCCUGACAUCAGUCACAGCUUAGUUUCACCCACUUGUGCUCACACUGAGGAGGAACUGUGAUUAUAUUAUUGAUUGCAUGAAUAUUUCUCUGUGUCUUUGCAACACAUGUUUAAAAAAAGGAAGUGGCAGUUGGAAGUCUCAGCCCUCCUGUGGAUCUUGGUAGAGCAUGGUAAAAUCUGUAUUUAUAUAUUUGAGUUGUCACAAUGUUCCACUGUACAGACUAUAGGCCAUAUGAAACAAGAGAAAUGUGUACAUACUGUAAAGCUAAAUCCACCUAUCUACCGUAAAUUAAAGUGACUGGCAUUUAUCAAAUGGCUGUUAAAUACAUAUAUAUAUAUAUAUAAAU
Molecule: messenger RNA, 2239 nt
Organism: Epinephelus fuscoguttatus (brown-marbled grouper)
Lineage: Eukaryota; Metazoa; Chordata; Actinopteri; Perciformes; Serranidae
Product: ALK and LTK ligand 2b-like
Exons: 6
Coding region: 948-1412 (154 amino acids)
Biological process (GO): positive regulation of ERK1 and ERK2 cascade; positive regulation of ERK5 cascade
Molecular function (GO): receptor signaling protein tyrosine kinase activator activity; receptor tyrosine kinase binding
Source: RefSeq, a predicted model, not a curated record